GCAGCAGCAGCAGGAGCAGCAGCAGCCGCCGGAGCAGCUCGGGGCCGGAGCCAUGUCGAUGCUGCCGUCUUUCGGCUUCACGCAGGAGCAAGUGGCGUGCGUCUGCGAGGUCUUGCAGCAGGGCGGCAACCUGGAGCGGCUGGGCAGGUUCCUCUGGUCGCUGCCCGCCUGCGACCACUUGCACAAGAACGAGAGCGUCCUGAAAGCCAAGGCGGUGGUGGCCUUUCACCGGGGCAACUUCCGCGAGCUCUACAAGAUCCUGGAGAGUCACCAGUUCUCGCCGCACAACCACCCCAAGCUCCAGCAGCUCUGGCUCAAGGCGCACUACGUAGAGGCCGAGAAGCUGCGGGGCCGGCCGCUGGGCGCCGUCGGCAAGUACCGCGUGCGGCGGAAAUUCCCUUUGCCCAGGACCAUCUGGGACGGGGAGGAGACCAGCUACUGCUUCAAGGAGAAGUCCCGGGGCGUCCUGCGGGAGUGGUACGCGCACAAUCCUUACCCGUCGCCCCGGGAGAAGAGGGAGUUGGCCGAAGCCACGGGCCUCACCACCACCCAGGUUAGCAACUGGUUUAAAAACCGGAGGCAGCGAGACCGAGCGGCGGAGGCGAAAGAGAGAGAAAACACUGAAAACAACAAUACAUCUACCAACAAACAGAACCAGCUGUCUCCUCUGGAUGGGGCCAAGCCACUCAUCUCCAGUUCCGAAGAGGAGUUUUCGCCUCCCCAAAGUCCAGAUCAGAACUCCAUUCUCCUGCUCCAGGGCAACCUGAGCCAUGCCAGGAACUCCAGCUAUUCUUUGACCGGCUUAACUGCCUCACAGCCAGCCCACGGCCUCCAGCCUCACCAACAUCAGCUGCAGGAAUCCCUCCUAGGCCCUCUCACUUCCAGUUUGGUGGACCUGGGCUCAUGAGUUUGCUCCCCCACGGAAGGUGGGGCUUGUAGAUAAGGGAACUGUGUCAUACUUUUUUUCUCCCCCUCCCCGCAACCCUUGUUUUGUUUUUUUCCAGAAUGUUCCUGGUGGUUUUUAAAAUGCCUUUUAAAAAUCGCUUCUAAAUCAUCCCGGUUUCCAUUUCUCUUUAUGCAACACCUCUCUCGCGAAACCAUCUUAUGGGUAGCCAAACAAAGAGAGAACAUCCACCCUGGGUGUCAUCCCUCCAUUGCAUCCUUUUCCACUGACUUAAUCUUUCCUGAGUUGGAAUGACAGACAAGUUGUUGCAUUUUAUUUAAAAGGACAGAGAGAGCAUCACCAAGCCAGGUUAAGCACUUAGAUUCCAUCAGUUUCAAAGAGAGAUUUAAGCACUGUGGGUUUUAACUGGGACCCGUGUCCUAUCUUCUGUUUUGUUUCUGUAGAGGAAAAGAAGGCAAAUAUUUUAUAGCAGAAUCCUAAGCAUCCUAACUCAAAAAAUAAGGCCCAUUAAAUAA
Messenger RNA from Thamnophis sirtalis, 1419 nucleotides. Its product is annotated as homeobox protein SIX1. The record is from RefSeq and is a predicted model, not a curated record. Gene Ontology annotation, cellular component: transcription regulator complex; nucleus. Gene Ontology annotation, molecular function: RNA polymerase II cis-regulatory region sequence-specific DNA binding; DNA-binding transcription factor activity, RNA polymerase II-specific. Gene Ontology annotation, biological process: regulation of transcription by RNA polymerase II; regulation of skeletal muscle cell proliferation; skeletal muscle fiber development. Lineage: Eukaryota; Metazoa; Chordata; Lepidosauria; Squamata; Natricidae.